Molecule: messenger RNA, 1746 nt
Organism: Aspergillus melleus
Lineage: Eukaryota; Fungi; Ascomycota; Eurotiomycetes; Eurotiales; Aspergillaceae
Product: anion exchange family protein
Exons: 5
Coding region: 1-1746 (581 amino acids)
Biological process (GO): transmembrane transport; monoatomic ion homeostasis; borate transport
Cellular component (GO): plasma membrane; fungal-type vacuole
Molecular function (GO): solute:inorganic anion antiporter activity; borate efflux transmembrane transporter activity
Source: RefSeq, a predicted model, not a curated record
AUGAUUUUAGAUGUUAAGAGGCGGGCACCGUACUAUUGGAGUGAUUGGACGGAUGCGUGGGAUUAUCGCGUCGUUCCCGCGACGGUGUAUAUGUAUUUUGCGAAUAUUCUGCCGGCUCUGGCCUUCUCGUUGGAUAUGUUUGAGAAGACGGAACAGAGUUAUGGUGUGAAUGAGGUGCUCUUGGCCUCGGUGCUGGGGGCGGUUGUGUUUUCCCUGUUCGCGGCCCAGCCUUUGGUCAUUGUUGGUGUUACUGGUCCGAUCACGGUGUUCAAUUAUACAGUCUAUGAUAUCAUUGCUCCGCGGGGAACACCUUACCUUGCGUUUAUGUGUUGGAUUGGAAUUUGGUCUCUGAUAAUGCACUGGAUCCUUGCUAUAACUAAUGCUUGCAAUGGGUUGACCUAUGUCACUCGGUUUUCCUGCGACAUCUUUGGAUUCUACGUCGCCUUUAUCUACCUUCAGAAAGGUAUCCAGGUCCUGACGAGGCAAUGGGGCACCGUUGGGGAGACAUCCGCCUACUUGAGCAUCAUGGUCGCAUUGCUGGUUCUCAUGAGUGGAUGGAUCUGCGGUGAGCUUGGGAAUAGUAGUCUUUUCCAACGAUACGUACGGAAGUUCCUGGAAGAUUAUGGUACCCCGUUGACGAUUAUCUUCUUCACUGGAUUCGUUCACAUCGGUCAUAUGCGCAAUGUCGACGUUGCAACGCUGCCUACCAGCAAAGCGUUCUUCCCAACGGCCGAUCGUGGAUGGUUGGUGCACUUCUGGGAUAUCAGUGUGGGCGAUAUCUUCCUUGCGAUUCCGUUCGCGCUGCUUCUUACAAUUUUGUUCUAUUUUGAUCACAACGUGUCGUCCCUUAUCGCUCAAGGAACCGAGUUUCCUCUUCGGAAACCUGCUGGUUUCCACUGGGACUUGUGGCUGCUGGGGCUCACCACUUUCAUCGCCGGCUUGUUGGGUAUCCCGUUCCCUAAUGGACUGAUCCCUCAGGCGCCGUUCCAUACGGCUGCUCUUUGCGUGACGCGAGACGUCGCGGAUGAGGAUGAUACGAACAAGGGCAAGGCCGUCCGCAUCACGGAUCAUGUCGUCGAACAGCGAGUCAGUAACUUCGCUCAAGGGCUUUUGACCCUCGGUACCAUGAGCGGACCCCUUCUCAUCGUUCUGCAUCUGAUCCCGCAAGGUGUCAUGGCUGGGCUGUUCUUCAUCAUGGGCGUCCAAGCGCUUCAAGGGAACGGGAUCACACAAAAGCUCAUUUUCCUAGCUCAAGACAAAGACUUUACCUCGGGCUCUAACCCCUUAAAGAGGCUCGAGCGUCGUACCGCUAUCUGGGCCUUUGUCAUUCUGGAGCUGAUUGGUUUCGGUGGUACCUUUGCCAUCACUCAGACGAUCGCUGCCAUCGGGUUUCCCGUGAUCAUCCUACUCCUUAUUCCAGUGCGCGCAUUUCUCCUACCUAGAUGGUUUACGCGGGAAGAGCUCUUCACAUUAGAUGGGCCCACAGCAAGUCCGUUCACCAUGGAGAGUGUCGGGGGUACUCAUGGGAUAGACGAGGAUGCUGCCCCUGUGGGCUCGGCCACUGGAAGGGACAAUCAUAGCCAACACAAUCGCAAGACGGAAGGCGAUAACACGGUCAUGAUGCGUCGUGAUAUGAGUACAUCUUCUGAAUCGCCGGUUGAUGACGACCUGGAGCGCGGCGAGGCCUAUGAGCUACAGACUAGAUCUUCCGUUCGCAGACGCAGCACAACAAGCAGAGCUGAAUAA